Messenger RNA from Drosophila takahashii, 2001 nucleotides. RefSeq lists its product as uncharacterized. Lineage: Eukaryota; Metazoa; Arthropoda; Insecta; Diptera; Drosophilidae. Gene Ontology annotation, molecular function: protein binding. The record is from RefSeq and is a predicted model, not a curated record.
UUCUCUUCAAGUCACAUGUGUUUUAACCUUUGUUAAAUUUAUAGUAAAAUUAUCAUCACAGUUUUAUUAAAACUUUACCACAAAUUUUACACAUUCCUCAUUUUAAGAACGCGUAAACGCAAGCCAAGAAUCUAUAGUGUAAUCCAAGAUGACAUCGAUUGUGGAGAUGCCCAAGGCGAAUUUGGAUGAGGCUCUGCCGCCAUGGAUGAAGAUAGACUGGUCGGACGAAGUGCUCCACGACAUUUACCGCGAUUGGGGAACCUACUAUUCCCGUCGCCGCCGCGAGAACUUCGCCCUGCACUAUCUGAACAAGGCACUCGCCCUGGAGCCCACGGAUCAUAUGACCCUGUACAAGCGGUGUCAGAGCAAGAGGAAGGCUGCCCAGAUGUUGGGCGCUCUGGCCGACAGCCGAGAUGCUGCCAAACUGGCCCUUAAGGUCGAUGGCGAGGAGAAGGCCAUCAUUAACUUGGAUAUUUGUGACGUGCUGUAUGAAUUAAACCAGUUUGAGAACAGCAAGGCCGAGAUGCACAAUAACAUGCGGAUCUUUAUUGGCAAUAAGAGGAAUAGCUUCUUGCAGCGCCAACUUGUGGUGGAUGGGGUGAUCAAAGAUGUGACUGGAGAGGCCAUGUCGGAGUUCUUCAUGAAGAAUCUAAAAACGGUCAACAUUGUUCACGACUUGAUCAUGGAGAAGGAAAGGAUCGACAAUCGACCCCUGUGGAAGAUUCUAAAGGAGCAAGGCAAGUGCGAUGUGCAGAGUAUUCCGGAGGUCCCGGAGGAGAUGCUGUCGCCAAUGGAGAUUGCUCGUCGAAAGCGGGCCUUCAACAUCUUCCACCAGUCCUAUAUCAACGACUCCUGGAUCGAUGUGCUUUUCAUGAAGAUGCUCUGCAAGAAUCCCAACCUCCUGCUGCCCCAGUGCAAGGAGUCGUCCUACUUCCUUCAGCUGCUCUCUAGCAAGCAAUACGAAAUAGUUCGUAAGUUUAUGAAAAUGCUGCAGUCUCGGUGUCCCCUCUACCUGGUCAAUUACCUGAAGUACCGCAAUAAGGCCAUGUCGGACAGAUACCGAGAGGCCUACCUGUUUCGCGUACAGUAUCAGACACAUCGUAACAUGAACAAGGCCCUGAAGCAGAUCCGAGCACUUCGUAAGGCCAAGAAGGUGCAGCAACUGGCCAAAUUCGUGGAGGAACUGAUGGGCACAUACGUGGUGCUUAAGACAGCUCGUGUGAUGUGCUGGAAGUUCGAGUUCCUCAACGAGGUCUACAACACGAUGGCUUUGGCUCUAUCCGAACAACUUCGAGUGCCCAGGGGUUUCUCGGCCCAAGGAAGUAAUGGAAUUCUAAGGUUACUGCGUUUGCCAGUGGAAAGGAUCAAGGACUUUGUUUCACUGACCUUUGGAGAUAGACAACCGGAGCCUGAGGGUAACGAUCCAGCAACCAUAAGGGCCAAAAAGUUGACUGCACGCCUAGAACAUCGAAUGAACUUUGCCAAGUAUUCAAUUGAAAAGUGCUAUUUGUUGCAUCAGAUUUCCCAGUCGUAUUUGGACCAAGGACGUCACUCCGAGUGUGCUUUUAACGCUCGCAAGGCAAUUAAAGAGAGCAAGAACUGCAACAGCAAUCUGUGGAAGUUCCUCAGCGUGGUUCAGAUAGUCAAGGCCAAUGCCAUUCUGCACAAGCUGGAACAGACUAAGGAGGCCCUAGAUGACGCCCUGCCCAUCGCCCACAGCCUCAAUUCUCCUGAGUUGGUAUUGUUCAUAGAGAACUGCAUGAUGUGCAACACGGAGGACUCGAUCAACAAGCGGGCCACCCUAAUGCAGUCGCGUCGGGUGAGCAAGUCCGAAUCUGUGGCCACCCAGUCAUUACUUAGCGGUCAGGAAAAUGAAGACGGCUCGCAAGGAUAUAAAUCGGCGUAAUUCCCGAUCUAAUAUUUAACAUUAACAUUUUACUUUCUUUCGUUACUAAUGUUUGGCAUAUGUUUACACUUGGAAAAUAAAUAAUUCACAAAUGU